This is a messenger RNA of Ogataea philodendri, 1287 nucleotides long. RefSeq lists its product as uncharacterized. The coding region runs from base 1 to 1287 and encodes 428 amino acids. The record is from RefSeq and is a predicted model, not a curated record. The transcript has a single exon. Lineage: Eukaryota; Fungi; Ascomycota; Pichiomycetes; Pichiales; Pichiaceae.
AUGUGCAUUGACCGUUAUGUCACUGAAUACGAGGUUGGUCCGCUUUAUAUCAAACGAUUGGCGUAUAUUUGUCAGAAUUUCGACAUAACCCAGAAAGUUAUUGAGGAUCUGCUGGAAUUGAUCCGCAAACCAGACUCUCCGUACCAGAAUUAUAAGGAUACCCCAUCGCUUGUUGCCCUCUUGCCAGAGUCUGUUCGCGCCAAAUACUCACUGGAACAGGGAAACAGCGUUGCCUACGACGACCAGAUCGCCCAGAUCGCCAAACACGACCCCUCAGAUGCCGUCUUCGAGCAGAUCCUCGACCUGCUCCACAGACGGACCGUGGAUAUCCUCAUGAAAACCGGCUCCAGCGACUCCGUCAGCGACAACGCCGCCUUCUACUACAGUCUGGGGCCCGAGUUAUCGUCGCUGUCGAAGAAAUGGUCGCUGCGCGAGCUGCAAAAGUUCAUUAUUUACAAGGCGUACGACGGCAGCUUGGCAACGUGCGGGCUGUUUCUGCGUCGCAAGUUGCAACAGGCGCUGGAGUUCGAGAGGGACGACGAGAGCGAUGAGGACGACAAGAUGGCUGUGGACGAGCGUGUUCUGGACCCGGAAGAAGCCAUAGCGUACUGGAACUGUCGCUGGUACCUGCUGUACGCUAAUUUCCUGGGGAGCGAUUACCAGGGCGUUGCGGAGGAGUAUUUCCGCCUGGAGCAGGAACCGGCGAUCAGCGGGGUGUGUGCCAAGGACGUGUUGAGAAACAGCUAUAGUAACGAGCUGGUUUUCAAGGACUAUCUGCUUCGAACGGUGUGUUUUUCGAUUCUGAUGGUGGAAAAGAUUCAGGAUCUGGACUCGCGGUGGACAGAACUGCUCAAAGAGACGCUUGCCGCAGACAUACAGCUGAAAACUUUGGUCAAUGACUACAAGAAAUGCCGGUUUAAACAACUCAAAACCACCCUGGACACAUUCCAGAACGAGUUCGACCACGACGAACAGCUGUCGCAAGGGUUCCGGUUCUGGCGACAAACGUUCCACCACAAGAUCGACCUGUUCUACCUGUCGAUGAUGAAACGAGUGAGUUUCGACCACAUAGAGCAGGUUCUCGGUACGUCGAAGCAGGAGCUGGUGAAACUGGUUAUGCUCUUUAAGCUUCGCGUCAAGAUCGACGAGUCGUGCAACGUGAUCGAGUUCUUUCCGGCCAACGACCAGCAGGACGUCCUGCAGCACGUGAACGCGCUGAAUGAGUCGGUCGUCGCGGAAAUGCGCGCGCUCGAGGUGAACAAAAUGGUCCGGGAAGCUUUUGAAUGA